UAAAAGUAAUUGCAAUAAAAAAGAAAAGAGAAUUUAUGUUUUUAUUUUACAAGGAAACCAAAACAAAAUAUUAAAGAAUACCUUGUAGUGCAACCAAUUAAAAGCUAAAUAAAUCCUAAUCUAUAAAAGUUAAGUGGCACAAUAAAAUAUAAAUAAAGAAAAUGGUAUUUCUAUGAUAUUCUAACAAAAAAGAAACAAUUUAAUUCUUUGCUAAAAAGUUGGUUUCUUGCGACCGGCCAAAAAAACAUUAAAGAAAAUGUGUGUUUGCAAAUCAAAAAGAAAUUAAUGGAAUUAUUUGGAUAAUUAAAAAUCAAGGUUUUUAAUUGCCUUUCUACCUUUAAUGUUAUUGUUUAUACUUUGUAUAAAUUCUCUAAAUAUUUUGUUGUUGUUUUGGAUUUUUUGUAAUGAAACACUUUAAUUCGGUAAACACGUUUUAAUAACAACAAAAUCAACAUAUUAUUGCUAUUAAAAGGUGAAGCCAAGCAUUAAUUACAACAACACUCAUAUACAAUAAAAACAACUACAGAAAAAUCAAAACAAACUUAGUAAAAUAUAACGGCCACACAGAAGAAGAAGAAGCAGCAGCAACAACAAUAAUUGUUUAUGGGAGUACGUGUGAAGUGCAAUUGAUUGUAAACAAAAAUAUUACAGUCUCCCUUUUACACCCACACACAUACUGUUCUCACCAUGGAAUUGUCAUCGUUUAUGAAAGAAACAAAAGAUGUCGAAUUCCAAGAUGUCUACUACUCGAUUGAAUUGAAAAAAAAUAUUGUAAAAGUUAUUGGCCAGCAUGAAAUACUCAAAGGCGUUAGUGGCAGUUUUCGCAAUGGCCAGUUAUCGGCCAUUAUGGGACCUUCCGGAGCUGGCAAGAGUAGCCUUUUAAAUGCCAUAUCAGGAUACUGCACUUCCGGUGUGUCUGGCCAUUUAAAAAUCGAUCGCAAAAACUCUUGCUACAUUACCCAAGAAGAUCAUCAUCAAACUCUGCUCUCAGUUGAAGAACUUAUGCAUUUGUCCUGUGAUCUUAAGCUAAAACAUGACUGUCGCAAAAAUAAGAAACAAUUAAUAGAAGAGAUUCUAGUGAAUCUUAAUUUAAAUCACAGACGUACGGUUAAAGCCAAUAAAUUGAGUGGUGGUGAGAGAAAACGUCUAUCGGUGGCUUUGGAAUUGGUGGCAAAUCCAAAAAUAUUUUUCUUGGAUGAACCCACCAGUGGUUUGGAUGAAGUGACGGCUUUGCAGUGUGUAAGACUGCUGAGUAAUUUGGCCAAGCAGGGUCAUACGGUGGUGUGUACCAUACAUCAGCCCUCGGCCUCGGUUUUCAAUUAUUUCGAUAAUGUUUAUGUUUUGGCCCAGGGCAAGUGCGUGUAUCAGGGACCGCCCCUGGGUUUAGUGCCGUUUCUAGGGCAUGCCCAGAAGGAAUGUCCCAAACACUACAGUCCCUCGGAUUAUAUCAUCGAGCUUUGCGAUUUCGAAGGUCUUACUGCCAUCAACUACUUGGCCGUCCUCACCGACAAUGGCAAACUCAUCUUUACACCACCUGUGGAUACAAUCAAAAGUGGAACCAUUGAAGGCGUUACAAAUCCCCUACCCGAACCUCAAUCUUUUAUAUUUCGCCAUGCAGUCACCACAUUCUUCCCUGAGAUCAAUCAAACUCCCGGUUUAACUUCUAUAUUAACAAAAUCUCAUAACUCUUUCUAUGCUGGCACUUCCUUGCUGUUUGAUCACAUGAAAACCUUUUCAAAGAGUCUCUCAAAAUCCCAUGAUGGCACCUCGGGCUUCCAGCAGUUUUGUGUAUUGUCUCGAGUUAUGUUUUUGCGUAUUUUAAGGGCUCGUAUACCCAUAUUGAUACAAUUUAUUCACCACACCAUGGUGGGUUUGUUUUUUGGUAUGCUUUUUUAUAAUCUGGGCAAUCAGGGCUCUCAUAUGUUUGCCCAUUUGAAAUUUUGCAUAAGUGCCAUCUUGAUGAUUGCCUAUACCCAGGUAACGAUACCAGUAUUGACAUUUCCUUUAGAGGUGAAAAUUGUUAAAAAGGAAACUUUCAAUCACUGGUAUUCCUUGACUCCCUAUUAUAUGGCCUUGAGUAUUAGUCGUUUGCCUUUGCAGAUUGUAUACAAUGUUAUUUAUUUAACCAUUAUUUAUUGGAUGACUGGCUUUCCUCCGCAAUGGUGGCGUUUUGCUAUAUUUAUUUCUGUGGGUCUAAUGACCUCUUUUGUGGCCGAAGGUUUGGGUUUGUCCAUAGGAGCAACAUUUAGUAUAACGAACGGUUCCGUGGUGGGUCCCAUGAUCAUAGCCUCCUUCAUUGGUCUAGCUAUUUACGGUUUCGAUUUUGCUCCUCAAAUCCCCGAGCUUAUGAAUUUCUCCAUGAAAACCAGUUUUAUGCGUAACGGUGUAGUGGCACUGAUUCUAACUUUGUUUGGUUAUGGCCGUGAAACUUUAGAUUGUAAUGAAAUCUAUUGUCAUUUCAGUGAUCCUCGAGUGUUGUUGAGAUUUUUGGAUUUGGAAAAUGUCACAUUACAACAGCAAUUUAUGUAUUUAUUUGUACUUUUAGUAUUAUUUAGAUCUUUGUUGUAUAUCAGUUUGAGAAUACAAUGUAAGACAUGAGGGGGAGCGAAAGGGAAAGGUAGAGGAGUUAGUUACAAUAAACAUUCCCAGAAUUGAUUAGCUUUUUAGUUAUAUAUAUAAAGAAUAAAGGGAUUAAAAA
Molecule: messenger RNA, 2698 nt
Organism: Calliphora vicina (urban bluebottle blowfly)
Lineage: Eukaryota; Metazoa; Arthropoda; Insecta; Diptera; Calliphoridae
Product: ATP-binding cassette subfamily G member 4-like
Exons: 9
Coding region: 688-2598 (636 amino acids)
Biological process (GO): transmembrane transport
Cellular component (GO): membrane
Molecular function (GO): ATP hydrolysis activity; ABC-type transporter activity; ATP binding
Source: RefSeq, a predicted model, not a curated record